CAAGUGAUGAUGCUGUGGAAGAUAAUGCUACUAUGGUUUGUAACUAUACAUCAGAUACAAUGUCAUCCAAGAGAAGUGGUAGACAAGGAGACUUGAAACAUUACGAAGAAAUACCAGGAAUAUCAGAUGGACGUACACUCAGAAAACGUACAACUUCAGUGACACAUGCAACCCUCUCCUAGCAGCAGACUCUCUGCCUGACGUGCUACACUACUCCAUCACCAUAACAGCCAUUGUCACACCAUUACAGCAGCACUUACAAUGGAUCUUUCUACAACAAUACAUCUUUCUCUUUCUCACUGAAUAACCAAUGAUAUAAUUACUAAAAAGAUUUUAUGUUCAGUAUCCUGAGACAUUUUUAACCAGUACCAACACUCAACUACAACAUGUUCCUGUCAUUGUCUAUUGUAUUGUCGCUGGUCCAGUGUGUCCUGACCAUAGACCUUACCUACCAUGUGGAAGAAGAGAGAAGUCCAGGAACCUAUGUAGCAGACAUUGCUGCCGAUUCUAAACUUUUGGACAAUGUUAAACCAUCUGACCAACAUUUGAUAACAUUCAGUCAAUUCAAACGAAAGGUGGCACAGUUAUUUAACAUCACCAAAACAGGUAAACUGUACACUGCUCAGACACUGGAUGCAGAAGAUCUCUGCACAUUCAACAAAGAAUGUUCCAGAACUAUGAAAGUUAUUAUAAAGAAAGUGGAUAGUUUCACAAAAAUAUUAAAAGUCAAAAUAAUCAUAGAGGACAUCAAUGACCAUCAACCAAAGUUUCCUAUAAAGAAUAUCAACAUACAGUUUUCUGAGAAUAUAGCUAAAGGUGCAAAACAAUCAAUACCCAAUGCUAUGGACAAAGAUGUUGGAUUUCAAAACUCAUUAGCACAAUAUGAAUUAAAAUCAAAGAAUGGAGAACCAUUCUCUUUGUCAGUGUCUAAAAGAGUUGAUGGUAUUUCUUCACUUAAAAUAGUUUUAAAAGAAACAUUGGACAGAGAAAUCAAAGAUACAUAUUUAUUACAGGUCAUAGCUAAAGAUGGAGGUUCACCAGCAAAACAAGGUAUUUUAAAUAUAAAUAUUUCCAUAAUAGAUGAGAAUGACAACCCACCUGUAUUUUCUAAACCUCUGUAUAAUGUAUCCAUACAAAGUACACAUCAUAAAGCCAAACCCAUCAUUGUUUUAUCUGUGAGUGAUGCUGAUUCUGGUGAAAAUGGUAAAAUUACUUUCCAUUUCAGUCCAAAAACAUCAGAUUUUGCAAAAAGCUAUUUUGAAGUAAAUGAAAACAGUGGAACUAUUUUGUUAAGUAAAUAUACAAGUUUAGGAAAAAAGAAAACUUAUGAACUGUUUAUAGAGGCCAGAGAUGGAGGCAACCCUCCCCUCAGUUCCAUAGCAACAGUUCUUGUGAAUGUUAUCAACCAACACAAUAAUCCUCCUUCUAUUGAUAUUGAUUAUAUUUCUGCAAUCAAUGACAACACAGCUACCAUUUCUGAAAACAUCAAAGUUGGUAGUUUCAUUGCUUAUGUGAUGGUCACUGACAAUGAUGUGGGACAAAAUGGAGAGGUCAGCUGUGAUAUCAAACAUGAUACAUUCAAACUACAGUCAACGGGAUCUAAAGAAUAUCAAAUCAUUCUAAACAAACCAGUGGACAGAGAAACACAAGGACACUAUAACAUUCCUGUCUCCUGUCAAGAUAAAGGAUUACCUCCUCUCAAAAGUGUUAAAAGCCUCUCUAUCCAAGUGACUGACAUCAACGAUGUACAACCACAGUUUACCAAAGAUACAUUCCAAUUCCUCACCUACGAAAACAAAGAUAAAGACUUCCCUAUUGGUUUUGUCAAUGCCACUGACCCUGAUCUUGGAUCUGCUGGACAACUCACAUAUUCUCUGCUGCGUAAAGAAAAAUCCAAUCUCCCAUUUCUCAUCACCAGUUAUGGCUUCAUUUCAGCGACCAUGUCAUUGGACAGAGAGAAACAAGAUGUGUAUAAGUUUGAGGUUUUUGUCAAAGACAAUGGAAGCCCAUCUCUGAAUGACACAGCGAAUGUUGUUGUUGAGAUUCUAGAUCAAAAUGACAAUGCUCCGUAUUUUACAUAUCCUAGUAGUGACCCUUACACGCUAAAUGUGCAGUACCAUCCGCAGAGUAAGAGUGACAUCACAGUUUUGAGAGCGUCUGAUGAGGACAGUGGAAACAAUGCUUUCCUCAGAUAUGCAAUCAUACAAGGAAAUGAUAAACAGUUGUUUAGUAUGAACUCACACAGUGGUGCUUUAUCCUUCUCCAGACAAGUUCAUCUAAAUGAUGCUGGAAGUUAUGAGCUGGUGUUUGUUGUGAAGGACAGUGGUAGUCCAGUUCAGUCGUCAACAACUAGUGUCACUUUGGUAUUGGCUGUUAGUAACGAGACAUCACCAAUGUCGAAGAGUGGACCUUUACAAUCUUCAGGUCAGGUCCAUAUGACAUGGGUUAUUAUCAUUGUAUCAUCAGCAGUAAUAAUAUCAGUGGCUAUUGUUGUUUCUAUAAAACUGUGUAUUAUGCAAUGUAUUAAACACAGAGAUAACACAGCUGCUGCCACAAAGAAUACAGCCUACCAAGGUAGAGCAGAGAUGAAACAAUUGUUGUACCAGACUAACACUUCUGUUGCUAUGUCGAGAACUUUACCAAAACCUACCCCAAAAUACUGUCAACCUGUUGUGGUGACAUCAAGUGAUGAUGCUGUGGAAGAUAAUGCUACUAUGGUUUGCAACUAUACAUCAGAUACAAUGUCAUCCAAGAGAAGUGGUAGACAAGGAGACUUGAAACAUUACGAAGAAAUACCAGGUGUAUCAGACAAACCUGGACAGCUUCACCUCAACACAAUGUUAUUGUCAUUGUCCAUUGUAUUAUCAAUGGUCCACUGUGUCCUGACCAUAGACCUUACCUACCAUGUGGAAGAAGAGAGAAGUCCAGGAACCUAUGUAGCAGACAUUGCUGCCGAUUCUAAACUUUUAGACAAUGUUAAACCAUCUGACCAACAUUUGAUAACAUUCAGUCAAUUCAAACGAAAGGUGGCACAGUUAUUUAAUAUCACCAAAACAGGUAAGCUGUACACUGCUCAGACACUGGAUGCAGAAGAUCUCUGCACAUUCAACAAAGAAUGUUCUAGAACUAUGAAGGUUGUUGUCAAUAAAGGAAUCAGUGUUUCAAAAAUAUUAAAAAUCAAAAUUGUUAUAGAAGAUAUCAAUGACCAUCAACCAGAGUUUCCUAUAAAGAAUGUGAAUAUACAGUUUGGAGAAGAUGACCGUAUCAGUUCAAAAAGAUCAAUACCGAAUGCCAUGGACAAAGAUGUUGGAUUUCAAAACUCCUUAAUUCAAUAUAAAUUAAAAUCAAAGAAUGGAGAACCAUUCUCUCUGUCAGUGUCUAAAAGAGCUGAUGGUAUUUCUUCACUUAAAAUAGUUUUAAAAGAAUCAUUAGACAGAGAAAUCAAAGAUACAUAUUUAUUACAAGUCAUAGCUAAAGAUGGAGGUUCACCAGCAAAACAAGGUAUUUUGAAUAUAAAUAUCUCAAUAAUAGAUUUAAACGACAACCCACCUGUAUUUUCUAAACCUUUAUAUAAUAUAUCCAUACAAAGUACACAUCAUAAAUCCAAACCCAUCAUUGUUUUAUCUGUAACAGAUGCUGAUUCUGGUGAAAAUGGCAAAAUUACUUUCCAUUUCAGUCCAAAGACAUCAGAUCUAGCAAAAAGCUAUUUUCAGUUAAAUAAAACCAGUGGAAAUAUUCUGUUGAGGGAAUAUUCAAAUCUGGGAAAAAAGAAAACCUAUGAAUUAUUUGUAGAAGCCAGAGACGGAGGUAUUCCACCUCUCAAUUCCAUAGCAACUGUUCUGGUAAAUGUUAUCAAUCAACACAACAAUCCCCCAAAUAUUGAUAUUGAUUAUGUUUCUGCAAUCAAUGACAACACAGCUACCAUCUCUGAAAACAUCAAAGUCGGUAGUUUCAUUGCUUAUGUGAUGGUCACUGACAAUGAUGUGGGACAAAAUGGAGAGGUCAGCUGUGAUAUCAAACAUGAUACAUUCAAACUACAGUCAAUGGGAUCUAAAGAAUAUAAAAUCAUUCUAAACAAACCAGUGGACAGAGAAACACAAGGACACUAUAACAUUCCUGUCUCCUGUCAAGAUAAAGGAUUACCUCCUCUCAAAAGUGUUAAAAGCCUCUCUAUCCAAGUGACUGACAUCAACGAUGUACAACCACAGUUUACCAAAGACACAUUCCAAUUCCUCACCUACGAAAACAAAGAUAAAGACUUCCCUAUUGGUUUUGUCAAUGCCACUGACCCUGAUCUUGGAUCUGCUGGACAACUCACGUAUUCUCUGCUGCGUAAAGAAAAAUCCAAUCUCCCAUUUCUCAUCACCAGUUAUGGCUUCAUUUCAGCGACCAUGUCAUUGGACAGAGAGAAACAAGAUGUGUAUAAGUUUGAGGUUUUUGUCAAAGACAAUGGAAGCCCAUCUCUGAAUGACACAGCGAAUGUUGUUGUUGAGAUUCUAGAUCAAAAUGACAAUGCUCCGUAUUUUACAUAUCCUAGUAGUGACCCUUACACGCUAAAUGUGCAGUACCAUCCGCAGAGUAAGAGUGACAUCACAGUUUUGAGAGCUUCUGAUGGGGACAGUGGAAACAAUGCUUUCCUCAGAUAUGCAAUCAUACAAGGAAAUGAUAAACAGUUGUUUAGUAUGAACUCACACAGUGGUGCUUUAUCCUUCUCCAGACAAGUUUAUCUAAAUGAUGCUGGAAGUUAUGAGCUGGUGUUUGUUGUGAAGGACAGUGGUAGUCCAGUUCAGUCGUCAACAACUAGUGUCACUUUGGUAUUGGCUGUUAGUAACGAGACAUCACCAAUGUCGAAGAGUGGACCUUUACAAUCUUCAGGUCGGGUCCAUAUGACAUGGGUUAUUAUCAUUGUAUCAUCAGCAGUAAUAAUAUCAGUGGCUAUUGUUGUUUCUAUAACGCUGUGUAUUAUGAAAUGUAUUAAACACAGAGAUAACACAGCUGCUGCCACAAAGAAUACAGCCUACCAAGGUAGAGCAGAGAUGAAACAAUUGUUGUACCAGACUAACACUUCUGUUGCUAUGUCGAGGAAUGCAGAAGAGAUGGUGAAGCGGAAUAUCUAUUCUGAGAGAUCCAAGAGUGAAUGUUAUGCAGAAGGUCAGCUACAGAACAAAUAUGAAUCUUCAGUUCAGUCGAGAACUUUACCAAAACCUACCCCAAAAUACUGUCAACCUGUUGUGGUGACAUCAAGUGAUGAUGCUGUGGAAGAUAAUGCUACUAUGGUUUGUAACUAUACAUCAGAUACAAUGUCAUCCAAGAGAAGUGGUAGACAUGGAGAGUUGAAACAUUACGAAGAAAUACCAGGAAUAUCAGACAAUAUCAAUGAGAAAUCACAACAUUCUUGUGACAGUCUACAAAUAUUUUCAUUAAAAUAUUUCUUCAUCAUUGACUGUCUAUUUGUCAGGAACAGUGACUCAAAUCAUUUUCAUAUUUUAAACUAUUUGAAAGAAACAUAUUUCCAUUUCAGGUUCAACCAAUGCCACACCUUCAGAUACCUAACCAUUCCAACACUCAACAGCAACAUGUUCCUGCCAUUGUCUAUUGUAUUUUCGCUGGUCCAGUGUGUCCUGACCAUAGACCUUACCUACCACGUGGAAGAAGAGAGAAGUCCAGGAACAUAUGUAGCAGACAUUGCUGCCGAUUCUAAACUUUUAGACAAUGUUAAACCAUCUGACCAACAUUUGAUAACAUUCAGUCAAUUCAAACGAAAGGUGGCACAGUUAUUUAACAUCACCAAAACAGGUAAACUGUACACUGCUCAGACACUGGAUGCAGAAGAUCUCUGCACAUUCAACAAAGAAUGUUCCAGAACUGUGAAAGUUGUGGUUAAUAAAGGAAGAAGUAUUACAAAGAUAUUAAAAAUCAAAAUUGUAAUAGAAGAUAUCAAUGACCAUCAACCAAACUUUCCUAUGAGAAAUGUCAAUAUACUGUUUAGUGAAGAUGAUCGCAAAGGUGCAAAAAGAUCAAUACCCAAUGCCAUAGACAAAGAUGUUGGAUUUCAAAACUCAUUAAUACAAUAUAAAUUAAAAUCAAAGAAUGGAGAACCAUUCUCUCUGUCAGUGUCUAAAAGAGCUGAUGGUAUUUCUUCUCUUAAAAUAGUUUUAAAAGAAACAUUGGACAGAGAAAUCAAAGAUACAUAUUUAUUACAGGUCAUAGCUAAAGAUGGAGGGUCACCAGCAAAACAAGGGAUUUUGAAUAUAAAUAUUUCUGUAAUAGAUGUUAAUGACAACCCACCAGAGUUUUCUAAACCUUUAUAUAAUAUAUCCAUACAAAGUGCGCAUCACAAAUCUAAACCCAUCAUUGUUUUAUCUGUGACAGAUGCUGAUUCUGGUGAAAAUGGUAAAAUUACUUUCCAUUUCAGUCCAAAGACAUCAGAUAUAGCAAAAAGUUAUUUUCAAUUAAAUGAAACCAGUGGAAAUAUUCAGUUAAGGGAAUAUUCAAAUUUUGGGAAAAAGAAAACCUAUGAACUAUUUAUAGAAGCCAGAGAUGGGGGCAACCCUCCUCUCAUUUCUAUAGCAACAGUUCUGGUAAAUGUUAUCAACCAACACAACAAUCCUCCAUCUAUUGAUAUUGAUUAUGUUUCUUCAAUCAAUGACAACACAGCUACCCUUUCGGAAGACACCAGAGUUGGUAGUUUCAUUGCUUAUGUGAUGGUCACUGACAAUGAUGUGGGACAAAAUGGAGAGGUCAGCUGUGAUAUCAAACAUGAUACAUUCAAACUACAGUCAAUGGGAUCCAAGGAAUAUAAAAUCAUUCUAAACAAACCAGUGGACAGAGAAACACAAGGACACUAUAACAUUCCUGUCUCGUGUCAAGAUAAAGGAUUACCUCCUCUGAAAAGUGUUAAAAGCCUCUCUAUCCAAGUGACUGACAUCAACGAUGUACAACCACAGUUUACCAAAGAUACAUUCCAAUUCCUCACCUACGAAAACAAAGAUAAAGACUUCCCUAUUGGUUUUGUCAAUGCCACUGACCCUGAUCUUGGAUCUGCUGGACAACUCACAUAUUCUCUGCUGCGUAAAGAAAAAUCCAAUCUCCCAUUUCUCAUCACCAGUUAUGGCUUCAUUUCAGCGACCAUGUCAUUGGACAGAGAGAAACAAGAUGUGUAUAAGUUUGAGGUUUUUGUCAAAGACAAUGGAAGCCCAUCUCUGAAUGACACAGCGAAUGUUGUUGUUGAGAUUCUAGAUCAAAAUGACAAUGCUCCGUAUUUUACAUAUCCUAGUAGUGACCCUUACACGCUAAAUGUGCAGUACCAUCCGCAGAGUAAGAGUGACAUCACAGUUUUGAGAGCCUCUGAUGGGGACAGUGGAAACAAUGCUUUCCUCAGAUAUGCAAUCAUACAAGGAAAUGAUAAACAGUUGUUUAGUAUGAACUCACACAGUGGUGCUUUAUCCUUCUCCAGACAAGUUUAUCUAAAUGAUGCUGGAAGUUAUGGGCUGGUGUUUGUUGUGAAGGACAGUGGUAGUCCAGUUCAGUCGUCAACAACUAGUGUCACUUUGGUAUUGGCUGUUAGUAACGAGACAUCACCAAUGUCGAAGAGUGGACCUUUACAAUCUUCAGGUCGGGUCCAUAUGACAUGGGUUAUUAUCAUUGUAUCAUCAGCAGUAAUAAUAUCAGUGGCUAUUGUUGUUUCUAUAACGCUGUGUAUUAUGAAAUGUAUUAAACACAGAGAUAACACAGCUGCUGCCACAAAGAAUACAGCCUACCAAGGUAGAGCAGAGAUGAAACAAUUGUUGUACCAGACUAACACUUCUGUUGCUAUGUCGAGGAAUGCAGAAGAGAUGGUGAAGCGGAAUAUCUAUUCUGAGAGAUCCAAGAGUGAAUGUUAUGCAGAAGGUCAGCUACAGAACAAAUAUGAAUCUUCAGUUCAGUCGAGAACUUUACCAAAACCUACCCCAUGGACCCUCUUUCUUGAGAAUAGCUGGUCACAUGUCAUGUCUUCCACAAACUCCCAACUCACUUGUCUCUCCUCUUCUAAUUAUCCACAUUGUACCCAGCACUACACAAGCACCGCACUUAUCACAAUUGCCAUUCAUUUCUCCUUUGAAGUUCCAACACUCAACAGCAACAUGUUACUGUCGUUGUCUAUUGUAUUGUCAGUGGUCCACUGUGUCCUGACCAUAGACCUUACCUACCAUGUGGAAGAAGAGAGAAGUCCAGGAACAUAUGUAGCAGACAUUGCUGCCGAUUCUAAACUUUUAGACAAUGUUAAACCAUCUGACCAACAUUUGAUAACAUUCAGUCAAUUCAAACGAAAGGUGGCACAGUUAUUUAACAUCACCAAAACAGGUAAACUGUACACUGCUCAGACACUGGAUGCAGAAGAUCUCUGCACAUUCAACAAAGAAUGUUCUAGAACUAUGAAAGUUGUUGUCAAUAAAGGAAGAAGUAUUACAAAGAUAUUAAAAAUCAAAAUUGUAAUAGAAGAUAUCAAUGACCAUGAACCUAAGUUUCCAAAAACUAUAGUGUAUAUAGAAUUUGGAGAAAAUGAUCGUAAAGGUUCUAAAGUAUCACUACCGAAUGCCAUAGACAAAGAUGUUGGAUUUCAAAAUUCAUUAAUUCAAUAUAAAUUAAAAUCAAAGAAUGGAGAACCAUUCUCUCUGUCAGUGUCUAAAAGAGCUGAUGGAAUUUCUUCUCUUAAAAUAGUCUUAAAAGAAUCAUUGGACAGAGAAAUCAAAGAUACAUAUUUAUUACAGGUCAUAGCUAAAGAUGGAGGGUCACCAGCAAAACAAGGUAUUUUAAAUAUAAAUAUCUCAAUAAUAGAUUUGAACGACAACCCACCUGUAUUUUCUAAACCUUUAUAUAAUAUAUCCUUACAAAGUACACAUCAUAAAUCCAAACCCAUCAUUGUUUUAUCUGUGACAGAUGCUGAUUCUGGGGAAAAUGGUAAAAUUACUUUCCAUUUCAGUCCAAAGACAUCAGAUAUAGCAAAAAGCUAUUUUCAAUUAAAUGAAACCAGUGGAGGCAUUUUGUUAAGUAAAUAUUCAAGUUUGGGGAAAAAGAAAACCUACGAAUUGUUUAUAGAAGCCAGAGAUGGGGGCAGCCCUCCCCUCAGUUCUAUAGCUACAGUCCUCGUAAAUGUUAUCAAUCAACACAAUAAUCCUCCAUCUAUUGAUAUUGAUUAUGUUUCUUCAGUCAAUGACAACACAGCUACCAUUUCUGAAGAUACCAGAGUUGGUAGUUUCAUUGCUUAUGUGAUGGUCACUGACAAUGAUGUGGGACAAAAUGGAGAGGUCAGCUGUGAUAUCAAACAUGAUACGUUCAAACUACAGUCAAUGGGAUCUAAAGAAUAUAAAAUCAUUCUAAACAAACCAGUGGACAGAGAAACACAAGGACACUAUAACAUUCCUGUCUCCUGUCAAGAUAAAGGAUUACCUCCUCUUAAAAGUGUUAAAAGCCUCUCUAUCCAAGUGACUGACAUCAACGAUGUACAACCACAGUUUACCAAAGAUACAUUCCAAUUCCUCACCUACGAAAACAAAGAUAAAGACUUCCCUAUUGGUUUUGUCAAUGCCACUGACCCUGAUCUUGGAUCUGCUGGACAACUCACAUAUUCUCUGCUGCGUAAAGAAAAAUCCAAUCUCCCAUUUCUCAUCACCAGUUAUGGCUUCAUUUCAGCGACCAUGUCAUUGGACAGAGAGAAACAAGAUGUGUAUAAGUUUGAGGUUUUUGUCAAAGACAAUGGAAGCCCAUCUCUGAAUGACACAGCGAAUGUUGUUGUUGAGAUUCUAGAUCAAAAUGACAAUGCUCCGUAUUUUACAUAUCCUAGUAGUGACCCUUACACGCUAAAUGUGCAGUACCAUCCGCAGAGUAAGAGUGACAUCACAGUUUUGAGAGCGUCUGAUGGGGACAGUGGAAACAAUGCUUUCCUCAGAUAUGCAAUCAUACAAGGAAAUGAUAAACAGUUGUUUAGUAUGAACUCACACAGUGGUGCUUUAUCCUUCUCCAGACAAGUUUAUCUAAAUGAUGCUGGAAGUUAUGAGCUGGUGUUUGUUGUGAAGGACAGUGGUAGUCCAGUUCAGUCGUCAACAACUAGUGUCACUUUGGUGUUGGCUGUUAGUAACGAGACAUCACCAAUGUCGAAGAGUGGACCUUUACAAUCUUCAGGUCGGGUCCAUAUGACAUGGGUUAUUAUCAUUGUAUCAUCAGCAGUAAUAAUAUCAGUGGCUAUUGUUGUUUCUAUAACGCUGUGUAUUAUGAAAUGUAUUAAACACAGAGAUAACACAGCUGCUGCCACAAAGAAUACAGCCUACCAAGGUAGAGCAGAGAUGAAACAAUUGUUGUACCAGACUAACACUUCUGUUGCUAUGUCGAGGAAUGCAGAAGAGAUGGUGAAGCGGAAUAUCUAUUCUGAGAGAUCCAAGAGUGAAUGUUAUGCAGAAGGUCAGCUACAGAACAAAUAUGAAUCUUCAGUUCAGUCGAGAACUUUACCAAAACCUACCCCAAAAUACUGUCAACCUGUUGUGGUGACAUCAAGUGAUGAUGCUGUGGAAGAUAAUGCUACUAUGGUUUGUAACUAUACAUCAGAUACAAUGUCAUCCAAGAGAAGUGGUAGACAAGGAGACUUGAAACAUUAUGAAGAAAUACCAGGAGUAUCAGAAACUAUCAUGAAAGGGGAAGCACUACCAACAUACAACAGCAAUAUGUUACUGUCAUUGUCCAUUGUAUUAUCAAUGGUCCAGUGUGUGCUGACCAUAGACCUUACCUACCACGUGGAAGAAGAGAGAAGUCCAGGAACAUAUGUAGCAGACAUUGCUGCCGAUUCUAAACUUUUAGACAACGUUAAACCAUCUGACCAACAUUUGAUAACAUUCAGUCAAUUCAAACGAAAGGUGGCACAGUUAUUUAACAUCACCAAAACAGGUAAACUGUACACUGCUCAGACACUGGAUGCAGAAGAUCUCUGCACAUUCAACAAAGAAUGUUCCAGAACUAUGAAAGUUGUUGUCAAUAAAGGAACCAGUGUUUCAAAAAUAUUAAAAAUCAAAAUAGUAAUAGAAGAUAUCAAUGACCAUGAACCUAAAUUUCCAAAAAAUACAGUUUAUUUAGAAUAUGGUGAAGAUGAUCGUAAAGGUGCUAAAAGAUCGUUACCAAAUGCCAUAGACAAAGAUGUUGGAUUUCAAAAUUCAUUAAUUCAAUAUAAAUUAAAAUCAAAGAAUGGAGAACCAUUCUCUCUGUCAGUGUCUAAAAGAGCUGAUGGUAUUUCUUCACUUAAUAUAGUUUUGAAAGAAUCAUUAGACAGAGAAAUCAAAGAUACAUAUUUAUUACAAGUCACAGCUAAAGAUGGAGGUUCACCAGCAAAACAAGGAAUUUUGAAUAUAAAUAUCUCUAUAAUGGAUGUAAAUGACAACCUACCAGAGUUUUCUAAACCUCUGUACAAUAUAUCCAUACAAAGUACGCAUCAUAAAUCCAAACCCAUCAUUGUUUUAUCUGUAACAGAUGCUGAUGCUGGUGAAAAUGGUAAAAUUACUUUCCAUUUCAGUCCAAAGACAUCAGAUAUUGUAAAAAGCUAUUUUCAGUUGAAUGAAACCAGUGGAAGCAUUUUAUUAAGAAAAUAUUCAAGUCUGGGAAAAAAGAAAACCUAUGAAUUGUUUAUAGAAGCCAGAGAUGGGGGCAGUCCACCCUUUAGUUCUAUAGCAACUGUUUUAGUAAAUGUUGUCAACCAACACAACAAUCCCCCAAAUAUUGAUAUUGAUUAUGUUUCUGCAAUCAAUGACAACACAGCUACCAUCUCUGAAAACAUUAAAGUUGGUAGUUUCAUUGCUUAUGUGAUGGUCACUGACAAUGAUGUGGGACAAAAUGGAGAGGUCAGCUGUGAUAUCAAACAUGAUACAUUCAAACUACAGUCAAUGGGAUCUAAAGAAUAUAAAAUCAUUCUAAACAAACCAGUGGACAGAGAAACACAAGGACACUAUAACAUUCCUGUCUCCUGUCAAGAUAAAGGAUUACCUCCUCUGAAAAGUGUUAAAAGCCUCUCUAUCCAAGUGACUGACAUCAACGAUGUACAACCGCAGUUUACCAAAGAUACAUUCCAAUUCCUCACCUACGAAAACAAAGAUAAAGACUUCCCUAUUGGUUUUGUCAAUGCCACUGACCCUGAUCUUGGAUCUGCUGGACAACUCACAUAUUCUCUGCUGCGUAAAGAAAAAUCCAAUCUCCCAUUUCUCAUCACCAGUUAUGGCUUCAUUUCAGCGACCAUGUCAUUGGACAGAGAGAAACAAGAUGUGUAUAAGUUUGAGGUUUUUGUCAAAGACAAUGGAAGCCCAUCUCUGAAUGACACAGCGAAUGUUGUUGUUGAGAUUCUAGAUCAAAAUGACAAUGCUCCAUAUUUUACAUAUCCUAGUAGUGACCCUUACACGCUAAAUGUGCAGUACCAUCCGCAGAGUAAGAGUGACAUCACAGUUUUGAGAGCUUCUGAUGGGGACAGUGGAAACAAUGCUUUCCUCAGAUAUGCAAUCAUACAAGGAAAUGAUAAACAGUUGUUAGUAGACAGUGGUAGUCCAGUUCAGUCGUCAACAACUAGUGUCACUUUGGUAUUGGCUGUUAGUAACGAGACAUCACCAAUGUCGAAGAGUGGACCUUUACAAUCUUCAGGUCGGGUCCAUAUGACAUGGGUUAUUAUCAUUGUAUCAUCAGCAGUAAUAAUAUCAGUGGCUAUUGUUGUUUCUAUAACGCUGUGUAUUAUGAAAUGUAUUAAACACAGAGAUAACACAGCUGCUGCCACAAAGAAUACAGCCUACCAAGGUAGAGCAGAGAUGAAACAAUUGUUAUACCAGACUAACACUUCUGUUGCUAUGUCGAGGAAUGCAGAAGAGAUGGUGAAGCGGAAUAUCUAUUCUGAGAGAUCCAAGAGUGAAUGUUAUGCAGAAGGUCAGCUACAGAACAAAUAUGAAUCUUCAGUUCAGUCGAGAACUUUACCAAAACCUACCCCAAAAUACUGUCAACCUGUUGUAGUGACAUCAAGUGAUGAUGCUGUGGAAGAUAAUGCUACUAUGGUUUGUAACUAUACAUCAGAUACAAUGUCAUCCAAGAGAAGUGGUAGACAAGGAGACUUGAAACAUUACGAAGAAAUACCAGGAGUAUCAGAAAUUAAAAUUGAAGUGAACUUUAUUAUCAAUAAACAAUGUUUCCCAAUUCAAACUGAAAACAAUUCUUCAGCAGGAAAAGCAUUGUGUUCAGAUAUAUUCUACAAUAUUCUACCAACUAUCAACAUGUUCCUGUCGUUGUCCAUUGUAUUGUCGCUGGUCCACUGUGUCCUGACCAUAGACCUUACCUACCACGUGGAAGAAGAGAGAAGUCCAGGAACAUAUGUAGCAGACAUUGCUGCUGAUUCUAAACUUUUAGACAAUGUUAAACCAUCUGACCAACAUUUGAUAACAUUCAGUCAAUUCAAACGAAAGGUGGCACAGUUAUUUAAUAUCACCAAAACAGGUAAACUGUACACUGCUCAGACACUGGAUGCAGAAGAUCUCUGCACAUUCAACAAAGAAUGUUCUAGAAUUAUGAAGGUUGUUGUCAAUAAAGGAACCAGUGUUUCAAAAAUAUUAAAAAUCAAAAUUGUAAUAGAAGAUAUCAAUGACCAUGAACCUAAGUUUCCAAAAGCUCAAAUUUCUUUGAAAUUCUACGAGACAGAUGGAAAAGGCACUAAACAAUCUCUGCCAAAUGCCAUAGAUAAAGAUGUAGGAUUCGAAAAUUCCUUAAUACAAUAUAAAUUGAAAUCAAAGAAUGGAGAACCAUUCUCUCUGUCAGUCUCUAAAAGAGCUGAUGGUAUUUCUUCUCUUAAAAUAGUUUUAAAAGAAUCAUUAGACAGAGAAAUCAAAGAUACAUAUUUAUUACAAGUCAUAGCUAAAGAUGGAGGUUCACCAGCAAAACAAGGUAUUUUAAAUAUAAAUAUUUCAAUAAUAGAUUUGAACGACAACUCACCUGUAUUUUCUAAACCUUUAUAUAAUAUAUCCUUACAAAGUACACAUCAUAAAGCCAAACCCAUCAUUGUUUUAUCCGUGACAGAUGCUGAUUCUGGGGAAAAUGGUAAAAUUACUUUCCAUUUCAGUCCAAAAACAUCAGAUUUAGCAAAAAGCUAUUUUGAAGUAAAUGAAAACAGUGGAAGCAUUUUGUUAAGUAAAUAUACAAGUUUAGGAAAAAAGAAAACUUAUGAACUAUUUAUAGAGGCCAGAGAUGGGGGCAGCCCUCCUCUCAGUUCUAUAGCAACAGUCCUCGUAAAUGUUAUCAACCAACACAAUAAUCCUCCAUCUAUUGAUAUUGAUUAUGUUUCUGCAAUCAAUGACAACACAGCUACCAUCUCUGAAAACAUUAAAGUCGGUAGUUUCAUUGCUUAUGUGAUGGUCACUGACAACGAUGUGGGACAAAAUGGAGAGGUCAGCUGUGAUAUCAAACAUGAUACAUUCAAACUACAGUCAAUGGGAUCUAAAGAAUAUAAAAUCAUUCUAAACAAACCAGUGGACAGAGAAACACAAGGACACUAUAACAUUCCUGUCUCUUGUCAAGAUAAAGGAUUACCUCCUCUUAAAAGUGUUAAAAGCCUCUCUAUCCAAGUGACUGACAUCAACGAUGUACAACCACAGUUCACCAAAGAUACAUUCCAAUUCCUCACCUACGAAAACAAAGAUAAAGACUUCCCUAUUGGUUUUGUCAAUGCCACUGACCCCGAUCUUGGAUCUGCUGGACAACUCACGUAUUCUCUGCUGCGUAAAGAAAAAUCCAAUCUCCCAUUUCUCAUCACCAGUUAUGGCUUCAUUUCAGCGACCAUGUCAUUGGACAGAGAGAAACAAGAUGUGUAUAAGUUUGAGGUUUUUGUCAAAGACAAUGGAAGCCCAUCUCUGAAUGACACAGCGAAUGUUGUUGUUGAGAUUCUAGAUCAAAAUGACAAUGCUCCGUAUUUUACAUAUCCUAGUAGUGACCCUUACACGCUAAAUGUGCAGUACCAUCCGCAGAGUAAGAGUGACAUCACAGUUUUGAGAGCGUCUGAUGGGGACAGUGGAAACAAUGCUUUCCUCAGAUAUGCAAUCAUACGAGGAAAUGAUAAACAGUUGUUUAGUAUGAACUCACACAGUGGUGCUUUAUCCUUCUCCAGACAAGUUUAUCUAAAUGAUGCUGGAAGUUAUGAGCUGGUGUUUGUUGUGAAGGACAGUGGUAGUCCAGUUCAGUCGUCAACAACUAGUGUCACUUUGGUAUUGGCUGUUAGUAACGAGACAUCACCAAUGUCGAAGAGUGGACCUUUACAAUCUUCAGGUCGGGUCCAUAUGACAUGGGUUAUUAUCAUUGUAUCAUCAGCAGUAAUAAUAUCAGUGGCUAUUGUUGUUUCUAUAACGCUGUGUAUUAUGAAAUGUAUUAAACACAGAGAUAACACAGCUGUUGCCACAAAGAAUACAGCCUACCAAGGUAGAGCAGAGAUGAAACAAUUGUUGUACCAGACUAACACUUCUGUUGCUAUGUCGAGGAAUGCAGAAGAGAUGGUGAAGCGGAAUAUCUAUUCUGAGAGAUCCAAGAGUGAAUGUUAUGCAGAAGGUCAGCUACAGAACAAAUAUGAAUCUUCAGUUCAGUCGAGAACUUUACCAAAACCUACCCCAAAAUACUGUCAACCUGUUGUGGUGACAUCAAGUGAUGAUGCUGUGGAAGAUAAUGCUACUAUGGUUUGUAACUAUACAUCAGAUACAAUGUCAUCCAAGAGAAGUGGUAGACAUGGAGACUUGAAACAUUAUGAAGAAAUACCAGGAGUAUCAGAUCAAAGUAUUUAUAAGAACAAUGACACAGCUACAUCAAAAGAUUCCAGUGAAGAAACACCAGUGAAACAUGUCUAAAUUAAUCAGCUGUUGAAGUAACAACUAACUUCAUCUCUAGCUGUACAUAUGCAAUAUUCACUUAUCAGUUCAUAAACGAUACCAAUAA
Messenger RNA from Octopus sinensis (East Asian common octopus), 15960 nucleotides. RefSeq lists its product as uncharacterized. Gene Ontology annotation, biological process: homophilic cell-cell adhesion. The transcript is spliced from 20 exons. Lineage: Eukaryota; Metazoa; Mollusca; Cephalopoda; Octopoda; Octopodidae. Gene Ontology annotation, molecular function: calcium ion binding. The record is from RefSeq and is a predicted model, not a curated record. Gene Ontology annotation, cellular component: plasma membrane. Bases 387 to 15872 code for a protein of 5161 amino acids.